AUGGAAGAUUCUCUACAGUCUUGGACGGAUUCACAUUUUUCGAAUCCUUUCUCAACAGAUUCGGUCGGCGAGAAAACUUUAAAAGAGAGUUUUAUAUUUGAAACUCAUAAUAAGGUUUCUCGAAGUCAAAAGUCGACUUCCAAAGCAAGUGCAACAAGCGAUGCAGUCGAGAAACGACAUAGAUCACGUCUUGUACCUGUCACCACACAUCCUCUGAGCCCGCAAACGCAACCUUCUUCAAACGUAACCAGUAGUAAUGUUCAAAAAGCCUCACCAGGUUCACAAUCACUUACAACCUUGUUUAAUGAGAACGACAUCUAUUCACUUUUUAAAGCACAAGGACCGACCGCAAUCAGAAAACGUCGUAGCUUGCCGGGUUUUGACAUGGUUACUGAUGCACGUGGAAACGAUAUAGGAUUAGAAAAAAAACAGAUGGUUAUAGUUCACUCGGUCAAACCAUCGGAUACAUUGGCCGGUGUAGCAUUGCUUUAUGGAAUUGAGUGUUCAACCGAUUCAUUUAACUAUGAUCUUCAGUUAUCAAUUCUUAAAAGGGCAAACAAAUUAUGGACCAGUGAUUCGAUUCAUUUGCGCAAAGAAUUGUACAUCCCUCUUGAACAUUGUAAAAUAACAGCAGAUAAAGCUAACGUGAUAUUACAAGAAAAUUAUAUUAUUAUUACAAAUCGGUCUUCUGCUCUCCGAUCAUCAUGCACAUCUAUUUUCAACACUCGCAACAAUUCCAGUAAUAAUAUAGACCAUGUUGAUGAGUUGCCCGGUGCUUCGAGUUCAACAAUGUGGUCGUCAUCCUCAUCACCCAGUUCGACCUCCUCGUUAUUGUCAAAUCUCAAUAGGACAGAUAUCUCAAAUUUUACCAAUUACACUCGUGCAGAAAUACAAAAAUUACCUUCUGCACAACUAUCUUACUUUCCCCCACAUCUUUCGACAGCGAGUUCUGCAAACUCAAAUCUUACUUUUCCAUCAUCACCUUCUCCGAUGCCCGUCACAUAUCUAAGCAAGAGUAACCCUCAUGUUCAAGUUUCUGCUGUGAAUAGAUUAUUGGCCAAUUUAGAUGGCGUAGGUGAAAAAUCCAGAAAAAAUUUCGAUUCAGCUAAGCUCGAAAGGAAGAAGACGACUCGCGUUGAACUAUGGAAAAAUCGAUAUGAGUCAUCAAUAUUAUUGACCAAGAAAAGGGCAUAA
Messenger RNA from Acaulospora morrowiae, 1194 nucleotides. The record is from the annotation of a GenBank genome assembly. NCBI's taxonomy places the organism in Eukaryota, Fungi, Glomeromycota, Glomeromycetes, Diversisporales, Acaulosporaceae.